Oncorhynchus masou masou (cherry salmon) is the source of this 1472-nucleotide messenger RNA. RefSeq names its product microtubule-associated proteins 1A/1B light chain 3C-like. The transcript has 4 exons. Bases 874 to 1305 code for a protein of 143 amino acids. The record is from RefSeq and is a predicted model, not a curated record. Lineage: Eukaryota; Metazoa; Chordata; Actinopteri; Salmoniformes; Salmonidae. Gene Ontology annotation, cellular component: autophagosome; autophagosome membrane; cytosol. Gene Ontology annotation, biological process: autophagy of mitochondrion; autophagosome assembly; autophagosome maturation. Gene Ontology annotation, molecular function: ubiquitin protein ligase binding.
GGCAGGCACACUCACGUCUGAGCAGCGAGCUGUCAAUUGGUGACGUUCACACUGAGCUCCCACCCACAUCCAGAGUUUUCUUUACCCAUUGGUCGAUUUCAACGAUUCACACUGGAAUAAGCCAAUCGGAAAUAAAUGCGCGUGGUGUUGACAACUGCCGGAUCCUACGCAUGAUGGAAUUUGAAGUUCAAAGAAGAUUAGAGCUGCAUUUUUCACACUAAAAUGCGCCUGUUCUCUUUUGCUGUCUUUUUCUUUAGUUGUUUGUAUCUGAAAUUGAAAAUGUCAUAAUGUAUGCUACAGAAGUGUAUCUGUGGUAGCCAUAUUCCAUAUAUUAUAGCACAUUCCAUUCAUUUAUCGAUGCAUUCCAUAGAGCCAUUCAUCCAGUUGUUUACAUAGCACACACACACACACGCCUAUCACCCACGACCCCCUGACUGAAGUUCAUGCUUUGAAAUCCAAGAAAAUACAUGAAACUAAAUGUUGCCUACACAUGAUAGGGCGUACCUUAGUGUGAGAAUAUUAUAAGGCCUCUAUGUAUAAUUUGUGUGUAUGAUAUUUCAAUUACCAAAUUACCUCUAUAUAAUGUUUAGUAAUUCAAAAUGUAUUGUUUUUUUUUCAAACAUAUAUUACAUGAAACAUUACAUUCAGGUAUUUCAUUAGAUCUUAAGCAUUUGGAUUGGUUUUACACACUUUGCAACUCAUUAAUGAACGGUCAAUGUAUUAGCCAUGUGAUGCGUGCUGACACAACCCCAUGGUAAUCAUGUGAUACGUCACUGCAACCAUACUAUUUAAUUGCUGUUAGCUGAUCAGCGUGGUCAAAUAUUAUACCUUAGAUCAGACAGCGGGAAUUGAAGAGAGGAGUCACUUGCCCACAUGAUGCCGCCAUUUGAGAAACCACAGCACCCCAAAUCCUUCAAGCAGAGAAAAAGCUUUGCCACGAGAAAACAGGAGGUCGCGGGGAUCCGAACGAAGUUUCCAACUAAAAUCCCGGUUAUAAUUGAACGGUAUCAACGGGAGAAGUACUUGCCGCCUCUUGAUAAAACGAAAUUCCUGGUCCCACAAGAACUUUCCAUGACUCAGUUUGUUACCAUUAUAAGAAAUCGUAUGUCUCUGAUGCAGAGUCAAGCGUUCUACCUGCUCAUCAAUAAUAGUGGCCUGGCCAGCAUGUCUCUUACCAUGGCGCAAGUCUACAAGGACCACAAAGAUGACGAUGGAUUUCUCUACAUGACAUACGCUUCUCAAGAAAUGUUUGGUAGUUGUGUUGAAAUCCAUGAAGAGUCAGUGCCAAUUGCUGGGAAUGUUUGAGAAGAUCUAAAUUGCCGGAUUGGAUAAUGUGAGGCCUCAGCUUUUGGCAGGCCCAAUAACUGAACUUCGUGUAUAGAUAUGAAAUGCAAUUUAUAUAUAAGGAUAUUUAAAAUUACUCUGGAAAUGUUUUUGUAUUGUUUUUAAGGUAAUAAAUGUUUCAAACUUUA